UUCUCAUGAUAACGACAUUAUAAUCCGACAGUUAGUAUUGGGUAAAGAAAUGUGUGUAUACGCCCCUUGUGACUCGUAUAAACAAGGGCACAUGUCUGGGUAGUUCACUGAUCUGCUACAACAUGGCACACGUGCACUUCUCUGCUGCGGAAGCUUUGCGCCAGGUUCAGGAAAGCCUUGAACUGGAGAGCGAUGAAAACGACAACUUCUCCUCGGAUGAAAACAGUGAGGACAGCGAGGAAGAACGUUGCCACUUUGAGCAGCAACUCGAUGCCGUGGAAGACAAUUCUGAUGAAGACACAGAGAACAUUCCUGUGACUAAGAAACCACGUUGUCAACUAAAUCAGACACCACUGUCAUGGAAGGGAGAAAGCGAUGGCGAUGUGGCUCCAUCGCCGCUGCGGUUUCGUCCUGCUAGGGAGCCUGGCGUACAGCUAAACAGAAGCGACAGUUACACUCCUGCAAGUCUCUUCAAGUUGUUCUUUUCGGAGGAUGCCGUGAACACCCUCUGCCAGAACACUAACAAACAGGCUGCCAGGAAUGUUGCAAGAGGGACAAAGUACAGAUGGGUGGACAUUGGAGUCGCUGAGUUCUACAAAUACAUUGGACUGAUAUUCUACAUGGCCAUGAUGAAGUUGGGUCAUGUAAGAGACUACUGGCGGAGAAACAACAUCUUUUCCGUUCCUUUCCCGUCACUGGUGAUGUCGAGGGACAGGUACCGGACAAUAUCCUGGAAUGUUCACUUGAGCGACCCAGAUGAGGACAGACAGAAUGAUGCCAAGAAGGGAACCUCAGAUCACGACAGACUGUUCCGGAUCAAGCCCCUCAUGUACACUAUUCAGAAUGCCUCUAAGGCAUUCUAUCAUCCUCACAGAUGUCUUGCUGUGGAUGAAUGGAUGGUGCCUCGCAAAGGACAUACUGGCAUGACACAGUACAUGAGGAACAAACCGAUCAAGUGGGGUUUCAAGCUGUAUGUGCUCGCAGAUUCCAGCAAUGGGUAUACUGUGGACUUCUCAGUAUACACUGGAAAGAACAACUUCCCCACUGGCCAGGGACUUAUGACUCUGUCAUGUCACUGACCGAUAGAUGUUUUUUGGGGUCUGGGUACCAUGUAUAUAUGGACAACUUCUACACAAGUCCAAAACUUUUCAAGGACUUAUAUGCGUCUAAGUUUGGUGCUUGUGGAACUUAUAGAGAGUUUAGGAAGGACUGUCCACGUAGUGCCAUCAAUGCACUAACAAAGAAGUCGCCCAGAGGGAUGUACCGCUGGAUAAGGGACGGGCCUCUUCUCUUUGUGAAGUGGAAGGACACAAGAGAGGUGUCCGUCUGCUCCACCAUUCAUAACGCCUAUGCUGGGGAUACGGUACAAAGGAAAGUUAAAUCCAA
This is a messenger RNA of Paramormyrops kingsleyae, 1386 nucleotides long. Lineage: Eukaryota; Metazoa; Chordata; Actinopteri; Osteoglossiformes; Mormyridae. The record is from RefSeq and is a predicted model, not a curated record.